This is a messenger RNA of Nannospalax galili (Upper Galilee mountains blind mole rat), 4545 nucleotides long. It is a transcript of the gene Rcor3, whose product is annotated as REST corepressor 3. The transcript has 12 exons. Gene Ontology annotation, molecular function: transcription corepressor activity. Gene Ontology annotation, cellular component: histone deacetylase complex; transcription regulator complex. Bases 849 to 2336 code for a protein of 495 amino acids. Gene Ontology annotation, biological process: negative regulation of DNA-templated transcription; regulation of transcription by RNA polymerase II. The record is from RefSeq and is a predicted model, not a curated record. Lineage: Eukaryota; Metazoa; Chordata; Mammalia; Rodentia; Spalacidae.
CAACCGAGCCUCUGUUUGGUCCGCAACGCUGAACUCCAGUUCCUCCAAAGGUUUUACUAAUCAAGACCCAAACGGCACAAAAGUCCUCCAUCCUCACGAAGUAUGGGCUCCAAGCUGGCCCCGAUCUAUGUGCAGAUCCUUUCCACAGGGAAGUUGGUGAGAGGUGUUGCCGCUGGGGCGUGGGAAAGCUUGCCGGUGGCGAGGCCUCAGAGUGGCUCUGUCGGUGAAUUUCCUCGGCUUAGAUGCGGGUCUGGUUACAGGACCAGGGGAGCCAGGGGAGCGGCGUCUAAAAACCAAUAUGCCAAUGUCCGAUUCACACUGAAAAACCUGCCAGAGGCAGUGGCUACUCAUCUGUCUACAACAUUCUCCCCUUGGGGGUGGAGAGGGUGGGGUGGAAUUAGGAUGUGCAGAACCUAUUUGUUGAGAAAAGAACAGAAAACAGUUGAACUGUGACUCAAGCCUUUAAUGGACUCCAUCAAGCUCUGACUAGGAAGCGUGGCUGUUUCCCCGCCAGAACCAGCUCCUGCCCCCGGCCAAGGUCUCCCUUACACAGGGCCUGCACCCCGGCUUUUCCUGGCUGACAGAUUCUCCAGGACAGUGUGAUCCCGGGAGUGUCCGCUGCUCCCGCGCGCAGACAGAAAGGCUAAGCCGAUGCCCACAUCCUCCACCAGGUGAAGAAAGGCAAUCGGCCCAGUGCCCGCGAGGGCGCGGCUUCCAGACUGGACCACGGCGGGCUGUGCGCCGGAGCGCACCGGGAACCGGAGGGCUCCCUUCCACCUCCAGAGGGGGUGCUGCGGGCCCCGCCUCCGCCACAGUCGGGACUCCAGGUCCCCUGCCUCCAUGUGGGGAUGCGAGUCGGGGCCGAAUACCAAGCUCGGAUCCCUGAGUUCGACCCAGGUGUGACCAAGUACACAGAUAAAGACAAUGGAGGAAUGCUCGUGUGGUCUCCGUAUCACAGUAUUCCAGAUGCCAAAUUGGAUGAGUAUAUUGCAAUUGCAAAGGAGAAGCAUGGCUACAACGUUGAACAGGCACUCGGCAUGUUGUUCUGGCAUAAGCAUGACAUUGAGAAGUCCCUUGCCGACCUCCCUAACUUUACCCCCUUCCCGGAUGAGUGGACUGUGGAAGACAAGGUGUUGUUUGAACAAGCCUUUAGUUUCCACGGGAAGAGCUUUCACAGGAUCCAGCAAAUGCUUCCAGAUAAAACGAUCGCAAGUCUGGUGAAGUAUUACUAUUCUUGGAAGAAGACCCGCUCGAGGACAAGUUUGAUGGAUCGCCAGGCUCGGAAACUGGCCAGCAGGCAUAGUCAAGGUGACAGUGAUGAUGAUGUGGAAGAAGCCCACCCAGUGGACGGGAACGACAGUGAUUAUGAUCCCAAAAAAGAAGCCAAAAAAGAGGGCAGCGCUGAGCAGCCUGUCCAAACUAGCAAGAUUGGCCUGGGGCGGAGAGAGUACCAGAGCCUGCAGCACCGCUCCCACUCCCAGCGCUCCAAAUGCCGUCCUCCUAAGGGCAUGUAUUUAACCCAGGAAGACGUGGUAGCUGUUUCCUGUAGUCCCAACGCAGCCAACACCAUCUUGAGGCAGCUGGACAUGGAGCUGAUCUCUCUAAAACGCCAGGUUCAGAAUGCUAAGCAAGUAAACAGUGCACUUAAACAGAAAAUGGAAGGUGGAAUUGAAGAAUUCAAACCUCCUGAGUCAAAUCAGAAAAUUAAUGCCCGUUGGACCACAGAGGAGCAGCUUCUAGCAGUGCAAGGUGUCCGCAAAUAUGGUAAAGAUUUUCAAGCUAUUGCAGAUGUAAUUGGCAACAAGACUGUUGGCCAAGUGAAGAACUUCUUUGUAAACUACAGGCGCCGGUUUAACUUAGAGGAGGUGUUGCAGGAGUGGGAAGCAGAACAAGGAACCCAGGCUCCUAAUGGUGAUGCUCCUACUGUAGGGGAGGAGACAAAAGGUGCUUCUCAUGUGCCGUCAGGAAAGAGCACUGACGAAGAAGAGGAGGCACAGACCCCACAGACUCCUCGGACUCUGGGUCCGUCACCUCCUGCCCCAUCAUCCACUCCAACACCAACAGCCCCCAUCACCACGCUGAACCAGCCUCCACCUCUUCUGCGUCCAGCGCUGCCUGCUGCCCCUGCUCUUCACCGACAGCCACCUCCGCUCCAGCAGCAGGCUCGCUUCAUCCAGCCCCGGCCAGCUCUCAACCAGCCUCCACCACCUCUCAUUCGUCCCGCCAACUCUAUGCCGCCCCGCCUAAACCCUAGGCCAGUGCUGUCCACAGUGGGUGGUCAGCAGCCACCAUCACUUAUCGGAAUUCAGACAGAUUCGCAGUCCUCGCUGCACUAAAAAAUGAACUGGACGGCGUGGCAGUGACUUUCCACCCAGCAUUCCAGCAGUGCUCAUCUGAUGAUGCAGGAGGACACCGAGGCCGCAGGCUCAUUCUGUGGCUGUGGACCAGCAGAAGCGGCAGUCUGCCGUUCAGGUCACUAAGAAAUGUUACACAACAAAAGCCUCCAGUCAGCCUCCUUUCCAGAGUGUGUGCUCACCGGGAAAGGAACAAGCGUUCUACGCACCUGGGGUUUGUUCUGUUUUUACUGUAUUUAUUUUGUUGAGGUUCUUUAUUUUCUUGCCUCUUAAUAGUCAGCGCUGUUAGUGCAGGAAUAUUGACUUGGGAAUUGUAAAACUCCUUAAGUUUCUUAAGGGUGUUUGACUUUUCUCUCUUUUUUUUAAUUUAAUUUUUUAAAAACAUUUUCCUAUGUUAGGAGUGAGAGAAUAAAUAACCUGCAUUUCAGAUUUUGAUACGUGUUCAUUUUAUUCAUAUUUAAGAAAUUACAACUACGUAUCCCUUUUUUCAAAAUAUGUUGCUUUUUUUCUAAAGGAAUUUUGAUAUAUUCCUUUAGAGAAAGCAGUUUAAUCAAUUGCAAAGCAAUUAUAUAAAACCACAAAGAAUGUAUUGAACCUGCUAACCCUUUAACAUACAGUCAGGGUCCUAGCACAGAAUCCUUGUUUGAAGGUCUUUGACCCUGUUGUCUAUCCGAAACAGGUUUGGAAUUACAUACCAAUGAGGAAUUACAAUUUGGUAAAAUAUAAUGCCUAAGUUCCCUGAAAAAUGUUAAUUUUGAAAAAGAAUCUUUCAAAAUGCUAUUUGCUUUAACUAGUAGCUGCCUGUAUUUGAGGGAAUUUAGAGGAGACUUCUAUUUUGUCAGUUACGUAGAGAUGGUUGUUAUAGAAGCAUUUAUUUACGGUCUGUGUUUAUCUUCCGAACUUAGCCCUUGUACUCCACGUUUAAUAUGAAGGGUGGUUUGUUUUGUUUUUCUUUUCUCCUUGAUAAAUCUCUAUUGUACAUUUGGAUACAUUUUGUAUUUCUUGCAGCCAACCUGUACUUGUGGCUUUGAUUUACGGUUAACUCAUCCACAUUAUGUCAUAAGAUGAAUUUAAGAAUUUGUUCUGUGUUAACCCGAGAUGUAUCAAUUGUAUUGCCACAACUGUGCUAUUAACUAAAAAUACUGAGACCCAUUUCUACAAAGCAAUAGAAAGACUUAAAGUCUUUUUAUUCUAACACAUAGUCAUUAAGCACCUACAAAGAAUAUAUCACAAGUAAGUGAUGAUAGUAUUGUAGUCUCGUGUUACUGGUACUUUUGAUAGAAUGAUUUCAUAUUGGAAUCAUGGCUUGUACAGAGGGACAGACUGACAGUGCAGCAUCAGGCUGAAUGUGCCCACCUACAUUCUUACCACAGAAUGUCAGCAAGCUGCCCACGUCAGAGGUCAUGUGCCCUAAGUGUUGGGAGAACGGUUCCUUCCAUCGGCUCUGCAGCCUUAAAGAGCCCUAGAUUUAAAUAUUUCUAGGUUCACCACUUCCUUGGUAAGGACCUUCUGUUCUGAUGUGAUUGAAGACAGCUUGCAGGUCCUGGUCCUUCUCAUCAGAUCAUCUUAAAUAGUUCCUGCCCCAGAUAAAAUUUAACUGAUUUAAAAUACUAUUGAAUUUAUACUUAUUUUUACUUUGAAAGCCAUGGGGGAUGGUCAUCUAUCUCCGAUGUCUGGAGCUUUUUAAAGCGCUUCGUUGUCUUGAGUAUGUGCAUCUUGUACUUUGACAGUGUCCCUUGUCUUGUCUCGUCGUAGACCUGCAGUGCACAGCACGUGGGAAAUGUCAGUCACGUUGGUCAGCGCCAGCAUCUGUCCAGAUUUCAGUACGUUGUGAUGCAUUUAUGGUCUGCUCUGUCCCACACAUGGGCCGAGGUGCUGUAUCUGAGGGGUGCACUGCAGUUUUACUCACAAACACUAGAGCACACAGUAGAAAAGUUGUAGCUUCAUUAGUAAUAUGACACAUGUAUAUAGUGAGAUGUCUUUAUUGUGUGCUUUGCAUAUUUUGUAAAUAUUUUGCACGCCAUUAUUUCCUUUUUUGUUUAAGCAGUGUUUGGCCUGGAAGAGUAAUAUGCUUGCUGCUUAAAAGGAUUAAAGAUUUAAAGGUGUCUAUGUCUUCUAUUUUCCUACAACCUCAUGUUGUAUGAGGAAUCUAGGACCUCUUCACUGUGAAAUUCUAAAUACUGAUUUUUAU